Molecule: messenger RNA, 1752 nt
Organism: Dovyalis caffra
Lineage: Eukaryota; Viridiplantae; Streptophyta; Magnoliopsida; Malpighiales; Salicaceae
Source: the annotation of a GenBank genome assembly
AUGGCAAGUUUCAGCACCUCAAGAGCCAAGCUCAAGAAAGGCACACUUUUCCUUAACAUCUCCUUUGUCUUCCUCUCCUUGUUCUACCUUGCAACCUCAUAUUUUCCUGACCAAUCCAAUGAACCAGAUAUCACCGCAAACCAUUCUUUAGUGCUUCAAGAAGAUUUGACCAAAAGUGAUGGCUGCAGCGGAAUUCAUGACUACACAGAUUACAAAUCCAAGUGUAUGUAUAUCAAGUCUCAUAUUGGAUGCAGGUCUAAAGGGUAUAUAAACUAUCUUCAAAUCUUUUACUGUACUUGUGGCCAAUCUCCUAUACUUGGCCAUGUUAUCUUGUUAAUAUGGCUGGUCGUUCUAUUCUAUCUGUUAGGCAACACAGCAGCACAGUACUUCUGUCUCUCCUUAGAAAGCUUGUCCAAACUCUUAAAGCUUUCUCCAACUAUUGCUGGUGUCACACUUCUUUCACUUGGCAAUGGCGCUCCUGAUGUUUUUUCUAGUAUUGUUUCCUUCACUAGGUCUAGCGAUGGUGAUGUUGGCCUGAAUAGUAUUUUGGGCGGGGCUUUUUUCGUGUCUAGUGUGGUGGUUGGUGUUGUAAGUUUAGUAACAAGUCCUAAAAAAAUAUCUGUUGACAAGUCUAGCUUCAUCAGAGAUGUCUGCUUCUUUCUGUUCACUCUUUGUGCUCUUCUCUUUAUUAUUCUUGUAGGAAAAAUCUCCUUGUGGGGCGCCAUUUCUUUUCUUUCUAUCUACUUAGGUUACGUCUCUGUGGUUUGCGUCAUGCACUUUCAGUACAGGAAAAAGAAUCAUUCAACUGCAGAUGGCAAUCAGGAGGAUGUUUUGGAGAGGGGUGUACCGCUACUUGGUUAUGUUGAUGAUGAAAAACCAACUUUGGUGGACGAAACCACUGUUGACGGCCAGCAAAUUCCAUUGAUUUUUUGUAAUCUUGAUCCAUCGUUUUGUUAUUACUUGGGCAGGCUUCUGUAUGUUUUGGAGUUACCUCUGUACUUGCCAAGAAGAUUGACUAUACCUGUGGUCAGUGAGGAGAGAUGGUCAAGGCCAUUUGCAAUUAUUUCUGUGGCAUUGGCACCAAUUUUAUUGGCAGCACUAGGCAGCUCACAAAGGGAAAAGCAGUUCGGUUCCAAAAGCAGCCUAGUUACCUAUCUGAUAGCUGGAUUAAUUGGGAUUGUUCUUGGCAAUCUUGCAUAUGUGACAACGAAGAAGUAUGGUCCACCAAAGAAGGCCCUGUUCCCUUGGCUUGCUGGUGGAUUUUUUAUGAGUGUAACUUGGACAUAUAUUAUUGCCGAAGAACUGGUCUCUUUAUUGGUUUCACUAGGGUACAUACUUGGGAUUAACCCUUCAGUUCUUGGAUUAACUGUCCUGGCUUGGGGCAACUCGCUUGGAGAUUUGAUAGCUGAUGUUGCUAUGGCAAUGAACGGUGGGGCAGACGGGGCCCAAAUUGCAAUAUCAGGCUGCUAUGCUGGUCCCAUGUUCAAUACGUUGCUGGGUUUGGGAAUUUCGCUAAUCAUCUCAUCCGGCUCCAAAUAUCCCUCUUCAUUUGUCCUCCCUGAAGAUCCUUCUCUCUACGAGACUCUAGGGUUUUUGAUGGGAGGAUUGCUCUGGGCUCUUGUGAUUUUGCCGAGGAACAACAUGAGGUUAGAUAGGUCUCUUGGGGUUGGUCUCUUAGCUAUAUAUCUCUGCUUUCUGUCUCUGAGGCUGGCCAGGUCGGUCGGUCUCUUGAGACUUCAUGGGGUAUCUUAG